Drosophila rhopaloa is the source of this 2889-nucleotide messenger RNA. RefSeq names its product ankyrin repeat and sterile alpha motif domain-containing protein 1B. The transcript is spliced from 9 exons. NCBI's taxonomy places the organism in Eukaryota, Metazoa, Arthropoda, Insecta, Diptera, Drosophilidae. The coding region runs from base 152 to 2722 and encodes 856 amino acids. Gene Ontology annotation, cellular component: cytosol. The record is from RefSeq and is a predicted model, not a curated record. Gene Ontology annotation, molecular function: protein binding.
UCGGCUCCACGUAAAUAAAGUUUUGGUCUGCGGAACUUUAAUGAUUGCUUAUCGCGGAGGCAAACAGGUGGAUUGCUUAUUUUAUGGCAGUAAACCGUCAAAACGGACGUGGACAUAGCCGCUACACAGACUUGGAGGAGUCGGAUGAGCAAUGGGCAAGGAUCAACAUUUGCUGGAGGCAUCGCGAGGCGGCGACAUCAAGACGGUAGACAAACUGCUGGAUCACUCAAGCAAACGCCAUGGGCCCUUGUCCAGCUUUCGGCGAAGUCCCAGCAUUAAUUGCCAGGACAUGAAUGGCUACACUUCGCUGCACCACGCUUGUCUAAAUGGCCAUGGUAACAUUGUGCGGCUACUCCUGUCCCACAAUGCCUUGCUGGAUGUUCCCGAUAUACGCGGAUCUACGCCCCUUUUCCUGGCCGCUUGGGCGGGGCACCAGGACAUCGUCAAGAUGCUGCUAAUGCACACUCCCACGGGGGCCAAUCCAAAUGCUCAGACCAUCGAAAACGAAACGCCGCUGCACUCGGGGGCCCAGCAUGGUCACAACGCCGUGGUGGCCAUAUUGCUGUCCUACGGGGCAGAUCCCGCCAUACGCAACAAUAGCUUUCAAACGGCCCUGGAUUUAGCAUCUCAAUUUGGCCGUCUACAGGUGGUGCAGACCCUGCUACGCAUUGAUCCCGACCUGAUAUUGCCAUACAAACGUUUUGAGGAGGACGAGGAGGAGCUUCUGGGCUGCUCGCCCAUUAAACACAUCUUCACCCAUACCUGCUUGCACCUUGCCAGCCGAAAUGGACAUAAAAAGGUGGUGGAAACGCUGCUGGCGGCCGGCGUCGAUGUCAACAUACUCACCCAUGCGGGAAGCGCCCUCCACGAGGCAGCCCUCUGCGGGAAAAAGUCCGUGGUGGUCACCCUGCUUAAGGCCGGGAUCUACGUGCACGCUACCGAUGGAAACGGGCGAACAGCCCUGGACAUACUCUCCGACUAUCCGCCUCAUGUGACCUACGAUAUUGUGGCUGCCAUCAACGAGUUCACCCAAGCGGCGAGGGAACAGCAGAAGCCUGUUGUUGUGGAGAACGGUACGCAGUCGCUGCCCAAGCGGCUGUACGAGAAGAACUCUCAGCGCCAGAAGCUGCCGCCCAGGCAGAGGAAAAAGCAAGAUCACCAAGCCAACGGACUUUCGCACUCUUUAAGCUCGCUGGACGUUUUCGGCAAGGCGCCGGAGAACUAUCUGCAGAUGAAGCCCAUUGUGCAGCAGAAGUCCUGCGACGACAUGAACUGUAUUCGAGGGGAUGGCACUGAUGCAUGGGCCAGCUACAAGCCGGUGUACAAGCAGCAAAUGCUGCCAAUCUUUCGGACCUUUAACGACGUCUCUAACGGAUCGGUUCCCUCGCGAUCGUAUGAGUACAUUAAUAUGCUGAGGAACGGAUCUACCAGCGAUGAGAACUCCGCUAGCACCAGAAGCAACACUGUGGUGCGUCAACAAGCGGUGGCUUCGUAUGUGGAGAUGACGCUGCCAUCGCCACCGGUUCCCAAACCACGCACUCGAAUAAACGGCGAAUACAACGACUAUGCGAAUCUGGUGCCAAUAGAAGAAGGCAGCUGCGUGUUAGCCGUGGACAAUAACAAUAACAGCAAAAAAUUGCGAUCGGUUCGCCAUUCACCCACGCCGGAUUAUCCGCCACCCACGGUCACGGAGGCGGAGCGCACGAUCUUCAGCUUUAUUCAGCCGGUGACGUUGCGCCAGAACGGCCUUCUGGAACCGGGGGAAUCCCCGCGGACCACCACCUCGGUGAGCUCCGACCAGGUGGAGGAAUACGUGGCCGACAAUCCGUUCGCUGGACUGUUUAAGGGAUCAACUCUGAACUUGUCCUCGGAUGUGGUAGAUGGAAAAGUUGGUUUGGAUCGGGAGUUUCUCCGAUCGCCCAGCAUGGUGAGGUCUGCACACGCCCAAAAUCACCGACGCAGCCUCUCCAGGCAGCGAUUCUCGGCAUUGGGAGAGGACUUCAGCGCCUCGCGGGUUUUGGCGGAGAUCGAUACCAUUUUCAAGAACAUCGGUCACGAAUUGUCCGCAGUCGAUCAGAAAGCUGAAGAGCUGUUAGACGAGCCAACAUGUCUGCCUUUGGAGGAUUCGCGGCAAUCGUUGCACAUACGGGAUCCGGCAGAACUGCUUCUGGGCAGAAAACAGAGCGCCACCUCCAAUUGGUGCCACUCUCCAUACACCCUGAUUUAUGGUGAAAUACGAUAUUCCCUGUUUUAUCUUGGCUCGACUGUAAUACGACAGCUACAGGGCACCCUGUCAACUCGCAAAUCCAUUCAGAAGCUGAAGAUAGAUGAGAACAUGAAGUCGGCUGCGAGUGUCAGUGAUUUCAGUUUGCUCGAGAACUGCACCUCAUCCACAAAGUAUCUGAAAGCUGCCAAUCUCCAGACGCGUCUCAAUGUGGACAUUGCCGUUUCCUGCAUCGGCGUUAAGUUCAUAGAUCAUGAGAAAAAGACUGCCAUUUGUUGCCAUGAUAUCGAGAACAUUAAUUGCGUUUGCCAGGACUCGGAAGAUUUGCGCUACUUUGCCUACAUAACCAAGGAACGGGAUCUGCACUAUUGCCACGUCUUUAUGGUGGAUAGCUUGGAGCUGGCUAAGGAAAUUAUUCUUACACUGGGACAGGCCUUUGAAGUGGCCUAUCAAUUAGCUCUGAGCAGACAGGGCACUCCCCUGAACGAGAUGUGCUAAGCCAUUAAAGUGCCACAAGUGUUAAUUAUUUAUUUUAUUGCAUUUCACAUGUAAAUGUAUUUUUCAUUUGCUAGUCCUUGAUGCCAUCUUGAUGCUGGCUUCUCUUCACAUAAGGCAGCUCACAUGUUAAGUAUUUUGAGUUUUUUAAAUAAAUUUAUUACACAAAA